Messenger RNA from Trichechus manatus latirostris (Florida manatee), 2341 nucleotides. RefSeq names its product neuron derived neurotrophic factor (gene NDNF). The record is from RefSeq and is a predicted model, not a curated record. Gene Ontology annotation, molecular function: heparin binding; protein binding. Gene Ontology annotation, biological process: extracellular matrix organization. The transcript is spliced from 3 exons. NCBI's taxonomy places the organism in Eukaryota, Metazoa, Chordata, Mammalia, Sirenia, Trichechidae. The coding region runs from base 4 to 1710 and encodes 568 amino acids.
AGGAUGGUGCUGCUUCACUGGUGUUUGCUGUGGCUGCUCUUACCACUCAGCUCAAGGACCCAGAAGUUACCUACUCGAGAUGAGGAACUUUUUCAAAUGCAGAUCCGGGACAAAGCAUUUUUUCAUGAUUCUUCAGUAAUUCCAGAUGGAGCUGAAAUGAGCAGUUAUCUCUUUAGAGACACACCUAAAAGGUAUUUCUUUGUGGUUGAAGAAGACAAUACUCCAUUAUCAGUCACGGUGACUCCCUGUGAUGCACCUUUAGAAUGGAAACUGAGCCUCCAGGAGCUGCCAGAGGAGGCUAGUGGGGAAGGUUCAGGUGAUCCAGAACCUCUUGAGCAGCAGAAGCAACAGAGCAUUAGUGAGGAAGGCACGGAGUUAUUCUCCUACAAAGGCAAUGAUGUUGAGUAUUUUAGAUCUUCUAGUUCUCCAUCUGGUUUAUAUCAGUUGGAGCUUAUUUCAACAGAGAAAGAUACACAUUUCAAAGUGUAUGCCACUACAACUCCAGAGUCGGAUCAACCAUAUCCUGAAUUGCCUUAUGAUCCAAGAGUAGAUGUCACCUCCCUAGGACGCACCACAGUCACUUUGGCCUGGAAACCGAGCCCCACCUCCUCUUUGCUGAAACAACCCAUUCAGUACUGUGUGGUCACCAACAAAGAGCACAAUUUUAAAAGUCUCUGUGCAGUGGGAGCCAAGCUGAGUGCAGAUGAUGCUUUUAUGGUGGCGCCAAAACCUGGUCUGCACUUCAGCCCCUUUGACUUUACCCACUUUGGAUUUCCUUCAUAUAAUUUGGGUAAAGAACGUGGCUUCCCAGCAAAGCCUUCUCCAAAACUGGGGCGUCAUGUCUACUCGAGGCCCAAGGUUGACACUCAGAAAAUCUGCAUUGGAAACAAGAACAUCUUCACUGUCUCUGACCUGAAACCUGACACCCAAUACUACUUUGACGUCUUUGUGGUCAACAGCAACAGCAACAUGAGCACCGCUUAUGUCGGUACCUUUGCCAGGACCAAGGAAGAAGCUAAGCAGAAGACAGUUGAGCUUAAAGAUGGGAAAGUUACAGAUGUAUUUGUGAAAAGGAAGGGUGCAAAGUUUCUGCGAUUUGCUCCAGUCUCUUCUCACCAAAAAGUCACCUUUUUUAUUCACUCUUGCCUAGAUGUUGUCCAAAUCCAAGUGAGACGAGAUGGGAAGCUGCUUGUGUCUCACAGUGUGGAAGGCAUUCGGCAGUUUCAACUGAGAGGAAAACCUAAAGCAAAGUAUCUCAUCAGACUAAAGGGAAACAAGAAAGGAGCAUCCAUGUUGAAAAUUCUAGCUACCACAAGGCCAAGUAAGCAGUCGUUCCCUUCUCUUCCGGAAGAUACAAGAAUCAAAGCCUUCGACAAGCUCCGCACCUGUUCUUCGGCCACCGUGGCUUGGCUAGGCACUCAGGAAAGGAACAAGUUUUGCAUCUACAAGAAAGAAGUGGAUGAUAACUACAAUGAAGACCAGAAGAAAAGAGAACAAAACCAAUGCCUAGGACCAGAUACGCGGAAGAAAUCAGAAAAGAUCCUCUGUAAGUAUUUCCACAGUCAAAACCUACAAAAAGCAGUGACCACAGAAACAAUCAAAGGUCUUCAGCCUGGCAAAUCUUACCUGCUGGAUGUUUAUGUCAUAGGACAUGGGGGGCAUUCUGUGAAGUAUCAGAGUAAAGUCGUGAAAACCAGGAAAUUCUGUUAGUUACCUUGGAUAGAGAUAUACGUAGAACUCCAGGAGGGACGCUAAAUCACUUUAAGUAUAAACUGACUACUCCCACAGCUGACAGAAGUUGUGACCUGCAUUUGUACUGUGUAAGGAAAGAUACCAACUUGUGUAUAUUUAUGUUUAUGUAAGUAAUUAUUGGAGGAGACUUGGCCUAAUGUGUCAAAAUGGUACCUAGUAUGCGUCUGAUGCCCCGUUGAUGUCAAAGGUGGAGGGCAUCUCGAAGGAACUGCCACCCCUUGCUUUGCCACUGCAUGAACUGCUUCUAAAUUAUUUUAUUACCUAAAGAUUUAAAAUAUGCCAUUCAUUGCACACAUCCACAAAUGCAAAUCAUUCCUCUCUAUAGAUGCUAGGAUAUAUAUAUAAAUUAUUUUAUAAAGUCUUGUUUUAAAUGUCAGUGUUUCUAUGAUUGUAAACUAUUAAAUUCUUCCUGUUAAAGUACAGAUCUAAUCUAAGUAUUAUUAAGUGGACAGCCCCCUAGUCAGUUAUAUUGCUAUUGUAAAUUCUUAUUUGUUGAGUAAAAUGUUUAAAUACUGUAUGUAUCUCCUGUACAAAGUUGACAUACAUUAUAUUCAUGUACAUAAAAUUAAAGAUAUUAGAUUAUAUCCUG